This is a messenger RNA of Ostreococcus lucimarinus CCE9901, 2172 nucleotides long. RefSeq lists its product with no specific name. Bases 1 to 2172 code for a protein of 723 amino acids. The record is from RefSeq and is a predicted model, not a curated record. Gene Ontology annotation, molecular function: protein binding; DNA-binding transcription factor activity. NCBI's taxonomy places the organism in Eukaryota, Viridiplantae, Chlorophyta, Mamiellophyceae, Mamiellales, Bathycoccaceae. The transcript has a single exon.
AUGUUGAACGUCGCGAUCGCGGGCUCGGAUGGUUUCACGCCUGGCUCGGGGGCGCCGGGACGCGUAUUCGCGACGAAUAGACCGGAGUGGACGCCAUCGGUGCAGUGUUAUCAUCCAUCGGAGUUUCCAAGAAAUUCACUGGCGAUCGAAUGCGGGUGUUACAGUCAGUUGAUCGUACCCGUGAACGCGAAACCGCAAUCCACGACGCCGUUUGCGUUGCUUGAAAUCACAUUCCUGCAUGUGUUGGACAACAUGGGUUCGGUUUACUCGCACGUCGUUCGCGAAAUGACCAACGCGGGAUUACACACUCCAAUAUCCGAAACGUUAGCGCCGCCGCCGGUGCUGAUGGAUAAAAUUGCCGGAGAAGUUGCACGGUUGAAGGUAGCGGAGACGCAAAAGGGCUUGCAGAUGAUAUGCUCCCGUCUUGAAAUUCCGUUUGCGCAAAUUUGGAUCCCUCACGACGUGGAUGGCACUCUAAUUUGCGUGGGGACACCUUAUUAUCAGAAGUCGAAUCAUUUUCUUCACUAUAGGAACGCAUCUAUGAAUCUCGCAAUAUCUCAGCACACCGGCUCCUUGUCCAAGGUUUGGAAAAACGGUUCCAUGGUGUGGAUGCAUGAUCUGAGCACGCUAUCUCAUCGCGACUUUCUUUUGAAGCAUUCAUGUGAUUUACUCAAGUUGCAAGCGAUGUGUAUUUCGAAGAUUGCGUUGAAAGGUGUGACAUCAGGUCAACCACUUCAGGUGCUGGUAGAGAUCUUCCUCGAUCCCAGCCUCAAGUCUCCGCGCGAUCAGGCAAAGACAGUGCAGUCGUUUUGGUCCUCGGUUGAGGCGGAUUUGAACGCUAGUGUGGUGACGGAUACCGACAAAACAUGGCUCGAAGAGAUGAAAAAGAACCAGACAGCUUCUUCAAGCGGGGCAAAUCCGGAUGCCGCCGGAACAGCAUUGUGGGGUAUCACCCUUGAGGUUUUGCAGCAAAACUUUCACAAGCAUUUGAAACAAGCGGCGAGCGACCUCGGCGUCGGGAGCACAACGCUGAAACGAAUAUGCCGACAAUACGGUAUCCGUCGUUGGCCGCGAAGAAGUCUUAAUAGCAAAAAUGGUCAUAUGUCUGAUAUAUUGGCAAAGAGUAUCGCCACUGGCGCGACUAUGAGCGACGACGGCGCUGGGGAGUCUGUCCACGGAGGCGCUAGUUGCGUGUCGCACACUUCAGAAAUCGGCGCAUCAGGUACACUACCCUCACAAAGCAUAAAGUCUCACUCACUCAGAGAUAUCGCCACGUUUUCGCCGACAACAUCGGAGAAAAAUAAGAGAGCUCUCGAGCAACGCGUUCACCGAGGUGGCAAUCUCGGCGCUUUUUGGCAAGGCGAAGGGGUGUCAAAAAUGCAGCGCGGCAUGAGCUGGCAUGGGAACAAUCAGGCGAGAGAUGCGCUUGAUUUUGACUUCCCAAAUCGCUACGAGCAAAGCGUUCAUGGUGUGUAUAACUUUAAUAUGCCGCCACCACCGAUGGACCAAAGUGUUCGAGGGGCGAGCACGUACAACGCCCUCUCCCUGGACGCGUCCGAAGAAAUGGCGAGUUUUAUCGAUAAAUUGGUUAAAGAACCUGAGAAAGAACCGGUGGUUGUUAAGGUACAAGUGCGUGAUGUGCUCAUACGAGUUCGAUUGGUGACAAAUGAGAGAUAUGUUGAACUCGUCGAUGCGCUGACUGAUUUGCUCGAUCUACAAAUGUCUUCGUGCAAGCUCAAAUAUCAAGACGACGAGCAAGACUGGUGCUUGUUGCGUAAUCAAGAAGAUUUCGAUGAGUGCUGGGCUUUCUGUACGCGACGUGGUUCGUCGUGCACGAUGCGUGUAAAAUUGACGAUCGAAGAAGGAGUUGAGACAAAAUCUCUAUUCAAGCCGCAGCGCGCGCGAGCUGAAGUGCCGGACGCACAGGCGAAACCAAUAUCCGUAAAAGCAAGUGUUGGCGAAGACGUGCUACGAUUCAAGUUAACGACAGAGAUGUCGUGCGAUGACAUCGUAGCCAAGCUCAAUCUCGCAGAAAAUUCCUCUCAAAGUGUCACUUUGUGCUAUCAAGACGAGGACGAGGACUGGAUUCGACUCGGCGGUGACUAUGACUUAGCUGAGCUUCGGCACGUCGGCAGCGCCACGGGAGCGCUUAAACUGCAAGCAAACUAUUAG